AUGGACCUUGCGACAACGUCUUAUACAAUGCUCAACCAGUUCAGCAAGCUGGAUCUUCAAUUCUGGAGCAAUGUUAUCGAUUACUGGACCAAUGUGAUGCAUCCUUAUUUCCCAUUCAACACUCGGGCAUCAGUUGUUCCAGCAAGCCGUCCAUCACCUGUAGAAGACGUAGAAUUAGCUAUGGCAAUCAAUGCCUCAAUCCAAUCCGCUAUGGAAUCAAGACCACGUUAUGUUGAUGCUAAUCCAAUAUCUGGAGCAAGCACAUCCUCCAGCUGUCAAAGUGGGUCGAUGCGAAAUCAUAAUGAUAUGCAAGAAGUCGGUCCAAGAGGCAAUCCAAUUCAACUCAUUCGGAAUCACAAUGAAACUUCCUCUUCUCCACUCCCAUCGGGCCCCCCUAUUGAGAAUGCGGUCGUAGAUGGCUGUGCUUCUUCAUUGUGCCUGAUAUGCUUGGAUGCUCCAGUCGAGGGGGCUUGCAUUCCUUGCGGGCACAUGGUUGGAUGCAUGUCGUGUUUGAAUGAGAUCAAAGACAAGAAGUAG
Messenger RNA from Rhododendron vialii, 537 nucleotides. Its product is annotated as putative E3 ubiquitin-protein ligase XBAT35. NCBI's taxonomy places the organism in Eukaryota, Viridiplantae, Streptophyta, Magnoliopsida, Ericales, Ericaceae. The record is from RefSeq and is a predicted model, not a curated record. The transcript is spliced from 2 exons. Bases 1 to 537 code for a protein of 178 amino acids.